AACACUCCCAGAAAGCAGAGGGGGGUUUUUUUUUUCUCAUAAACACAGCAAUUUCUUCACGUACGGUCAACAUCAUCAGAGCUUUUCGCCAGCCUCGCUAACUCCUCUUGCAAUCGACAUUGUUCGGAAAUCGAUUUCAAGCAAAGACGACAGUCAGAUCCAACAUGUCUAUUCGCGCCGCUGUCGUCAAAGCCUGGGGUAAUGCGCCUGUAUACGACAGUAUCGACCUCCCCGCGCCCUCUGAAGACCAGUUCCGCGUCAAAGUCCUCGGUGCUGGCGUCCAUACCCUGGUGCGGUCUCGCGCCGCUGGAAAGCACUUCUCCAUGGCCGGCAAGAACCCACCUCAUGUUCCAGGCACUGAUGGCGUCGGAUCCAUCGAUGGAACCAACCAGCUCGUCUAUUUCAAUGCUCUCUUGUCACCCACAGGAUCGCUUGCGAAAGAGAUCAAUCUGGGAAAGCGCGACGUGUUUCCCCUGCCCGAGGGCGCGGACCCUGAUACAAUUGCUGUACUUGUCAAUCCAGCCAUGAGCUCGUGGAUGGCCCUCACAGCCCGAGCGGGCAUCCAGCCUGGAAGCAACGUGAAGGUGGCAAUCAUCGGUGCCACGGGCGUAAGUGGCCAAACCGCGGUACAGAUCAGCAAGGCAUUUGGAGCGAGCGAGAUCGUUACUAUCGGGAAGCCAGGACUCAAGCUGGAGAAGACAAAGGAGCUUGGAGCCACUGCCUUGAUCCCUCUGGCUGAAGACCUGACCGAGACCAACUUCUCUGCUGCUGCCGAUGUCGAUGUGGUUCUGGACUACCUCUGGGGAGAUGUUUCCUCAGCCGCCUUCGCCGGGAUCAUCAAUGCUCGUAAGAACAAAAGCCAACGGCUCAACUGGGUGGAGAUCGGAUCUCUAGCUGGCGAGACACAACCCAUACCAGCGAGUCUUCUGCGUUCGGCAAAUGUAGCCUUACUUGGCUGUGCACCCGGCAGCUGGACUUUCCCGGAACUCUAUGGUCAGCUGCCAGGGAUGUUGGAGGCGCUUGUGAAAGGAGCAGUCAAGACGGACUUCGAAGUGAAGAAGCUUGAAGACGUGGAGAGCUGGUGGAACGAAAAAGGUGGCGCUAGACCGCUCGUCAAGCUGUAAUUGAUGGAUGCAGGUCUUCAUUCAUUGUCCUCUUGUGGGUAGAUGCGUACUAAGCUGUCCAUGGUCAUAGAAAAUCACGAUGCACGAUGAGAUUACCAAAAUCAAACAAUGCACCCAGAUCUGGGAACCCAAGAAUCCAUAACCCUCUUAGCAGUUCCUUAGCUUUAUUUGAACGUCAAGGCUUUGGACCUCCCUUGACGUAUCGCGUGUUCGUGAUAGACGCCGCGUCCCUCACUUUACGUGGGCCAGACUUCCUGCAACACCAGCCAUCGCAAGCGAUGCGGCCUCAAACGAUGAGUCACAUCAUUUAGACCAUUGUCAUU
Messenger RNA from Paraphaeosphaeria sporulosa, 1447 nucleotides. Its product is annotated as zinc-containing alcohol dehydrogenase. Bases 165 to 1124 code for a protein of 319 amino acids. The transcript has a single exon. The record is from RefSeq and is a predicted model, not a curated record. Lineage: Eukaryota; Fungi; Ascomycota; Dothideomycetes; Pleosporales; Didymosphaeriaceae. Gene Ontology annotation, molecular function: oxidoreductase activity.